CAGCCUCUUCUCUCAUUUCGUCACACAGGGAAGGCUGCCAGGAUCUUCCAGGCUCUGCUCCUCCGUGCCCCUUCCUUCCAGAGGUAUAAAUAGGAGACAGCAGGGAGGGCAAGCGGUCAGAGCGGAGAUUCUACACACGGGACAAGGAGCUGGGAGCCCAUCGGAGAGAGAACCAUACAGAGUAUAUAUCACCCAAGUACACCUCCAGCAUCCGAUUUUCCAAACAUGAGCUUAUCGCACUCGUGGUUCCUGCCGCUGAGCGUUCUUCUCCUUGUGGAUCAGUGCCAUGGCCUAUUCCUGCCCAACAACACCUUUUUGGAGAACUUUUUAAGCAAAUACAGUAACAGCGACACUCCUCAUUCCCGGAGCAAAAGGGCCAUCUCCAGGUCGGAUAAAGAGGAGAUCCUACAACUGCACAACAAGCUACGAGGGCAGGUUCACCCAUCGGCUUCCAACAUGGAGUUCAUGACAUGGGACGAGGAGCUGGAAAGAUCUUCAGAAGCCUGGGCUCAGGAGUGUAUGUGGGAGCAUGGACCAACCAACCUUCUCAUGUCCAUUGGACAAAACUUGGCAGUACAUUGGGGCAGAUAUCGCUCUCCGGCUUUUCACGUCCAGUCCUGGUAUGAUGAAGUGAAGGACUAUACCUAUCCAUACCCACAUGAAUGCAACCCAUAUUGUCCCGAGAGAUGUUCAGGACCAAUGUGCACCCAUUACACCCAGAUCGUCUGGGCCACGACCACAAAAGUGGGCUGCGCGGUCAACGUUUGCAAAAGGAUGAACGUGUGGGGAGAAAUCUGGGAGAAUGCCGUCUACCUGGUCUGCAACUAUUCCCCAAAGGGUAACUGGAUUGGCGAAGCGCCUUAUAAAACGGGGCGACCUUGCUCCGAGUGCCCACCCAGCUACGGUGGCAACUGCAAGAACAACCUCUGCUACAAAGGUGAAAAACCCGUUGUGGAGACGGAGGAGACAAAUGAGAUCGAAUCGCCUCGCGUUCCUGAAGAAACGCUGAUCUGGGUGCACGAAAAGAUCAACAAACCCAAAGUCGUGCCAAAGACGACGCAGCCAGCCACCGAAAACCAAAUGACUCAAUUCAUCAAGUGUGAGACGAAGAUGAGGGACAAAUGCAAAGGAUCCACCUGCAACAGGUAUCUCUGCCCGCCAGGUUGUGCAAAUAAGAAGGCAAAAGUUUUUGGAACACUUUUCUAUGACAGCAUAUCCAGCCUCUGCCGGGCAGCAAUUCACUACGGGGUCAUUGAUAAUAAUGGCGGUCUGGUGGACAUUACACGGAAGGGCCGUCUGCAGUUUUUCGUUAAGUCCACGAGGAAUGGUGUGGAAUCUUUAAGUAAAUUUAAACCAGCAAAUUCCUUCAUGGUCUCCAAAGUUACUGCACAGACAAUUGACUGUUACUCAACUGUGGCUGAGAUCUGCCCCUUCGAAAAGCCAGCUAAACACUGUCCAAGAUUUUACUGCCCAAGUCACUGUAAGGACGAACCUUCCCACUGGGCACCAGUCAUUGGCUCCAACAUUUAUGCAGAUACCUCCAGCAUCUGCAGGACAGCGGUCCAUGCCGGAGUCAUAAAGGACGAGGGUGGCGGGUACGUGGAUGUCAUGCCCAUGGACAAGAAGAACCAUUAUUUUGGCACCAAUAAAAACGGCAUUCAUUCAGAAAGCAUCAGGAAUCGGAAAGACGGCAAAGCUUUCCGUAUCUUCGCCGUGAAACAGUAACCCGAAAGCCGUGGAAUGUCUACAUGAACUUUGAGAAGACCAAAAACACCUUCCUCUGUCUGCUCUGCAGAAUUGGGUCAAACCACCAUCUCCUCCUCCGCCUCCGAACACCAACCCCGGAAAAAAAAAUUAAAAAAAUAACGCCGCAUUCCACACCGGAAAAACCAGCACACGCCACCGCAGCGCCUGCAACCAGCCGGGCCAGGGUGGAAUUCUCCGAAUUCCAAGACGCUAAGCAGCGGACGUCAGUUCCUGAUACCAUGCCAAAGAACCGACACUGUCCACGGGGGGCCAGAAGAAAAAAAAAAAAA
Molecule: messenger RNA, 2036 nt
Organism: Rana temporaria (common frog)
Lineage: Eukaryota; Metazoa; Chordata; Amphibia; Anura; Ranidae
Gene: CRISPLD2
Product: cysteine rich secretory protein LCCL domain containing 2
Exons: 15
Coding region: 226-1725 (499 amino acids)
Cellular component (GO): extracellular region
Source: RefSeq, a predicted model, not a curated record